Cyphomyrmex costatus is the source of this 1134-nucleotide messenger RNA. RefSeq names its product nuclear pore complex protein Nup37 (gene Nup37). Lineage: Eukaryota; Metazoa; Arthropoda; Insecta; Hymenoptera; Formicidae. The record is from RefSeq and is a predicted model, not a curated record. Gene Ontology annotation, cellular component: nuclear pore outer ring. Gene Ontology annotation, molecular function: protein binding. The transcript is spliced from 5 exons. The coding region runs from base 126 to 1094 and encodes 322 amino acids.
CUCGACCAGGCGUGUUGUAUGUGACUUACAUACACGCGCUUUUUUUCCCUCUCCGAAUUGCGGUUAUGCCGGCUCCGUGACCGUUCCUACGCGUGCACAUACGUACGUAUCGAGAACGAAAGAGGAUGGACGAAGCAGUCACCACGCCGCCUACAUUUAAACGGAGUUUCUUAGAGCGGAUUUAUUGUGUCGAGUUUUCGCCGUACGAGUGGUCGCAGCACUUGAUUUGCAUCGCCCUCGCCAAAGAGAUCGUCGUCGGUACUGUCAGAUUUCAGGAUGAAGAUGAUGCUGUGGAAGAUAUGACAUAUAGUCCUAUUAGAACAUUUCACCAUGAUGCCAGACCUCAUGCGAUUGCUUGGAGUCCAGAAACCUCCCUAAGUAUUGUCCCCAAAAUUGUCACAUUUUGCAUUGCUGGAUCAGAUUUCAAAAUAAGAUUGUAUAAUAGCAAUCUGAAUGAUGUCAAUAUGUUUGAGAUUUUAGAAGGUCACAAAGAUUAUAUGAACGCAAUUUCGUAUGAACCAGAGGGUGAACUAUUGGCAUCAGUUUCCGACGAUCAUACAUGUAAGUUAUGGGCAGUUAAAGAGAACCAAAAGUGUGUGUCUACAUUUUACUUAACGUCACCUGGUACUAGCGUAUGUUGGCAUAAUGAAGAGUCUGGCAAGCUCUUAGUAGCGGAAAAGAAUGGUUUAAUACGUAUGUAUAACGUCAGAAGUCAGCAAGCAAUUAUGUCCCUCGAUUCAGGGGCUGUUCCCUUGACUGCAGCUGACUGGGGACCCAAUCCCUUAAAAGUUGCAUCGAUAGCUGCUGGAGAAUUGCUACUUUGGGACGUGUCUAGACCUAGUCGUCCUCUUGAUGAGCGGACACUUCAUGUGGAAGGUGGUUUAACAGUAAAAAUCUCACAUGCGAAUGAAAAUCUGGUAUCAAGUAUCGGAUGGCCAGAUAAUUUAUUGAAGGUUGUUAAUUUAAAAUCGAAAGUAGUAGUAUUAUGUGGAAAGGUAAAAUUAAUUGGCGGUAUGACAUGGCAUUAUAAAUUACCAUAUGUCUGUGCUGGAAGUGACAGAGAAUUAUGUUUCUGGAGAAUAAAUGUAAAUUAGUAGAUAAACAUUGAAUACGAUUUUCCAUAAAUGAACUUUU